GGCGGAGCUUCCGGGAGAGCGCGUUUGGGGCCUCCCCGGCUCCCGUAGGAGAGCUCCGGCCGUGGCGGCGCCACGUCCCCUGCGGCGGCGGGAGAAAGAUCAGUUGGGCCUCGGGGCGGCUCCGGGAGGCCAUGGCCUUUACGUUGUAUUCGCUACUGCAGGCGGCCCUGCUCUGCGUCAAUGCUAUCGCGGUGCUGCACGAGGAGCGCUUCCUUAAGAACAUUGGCUGGGGAGCAGACCAGGGAAUUGGUGGAUUCGGAGAAGAGCCAGGAAUUAAAUCUCAGCUAAUGAACCUUAUUCGAUCUGUAAGAACUGUGAUGAGAGUGCCAUUGAUAAUCAUAAAUUCAGUUGCCAUUGUAUUACUUUUAUUAUUUGGGUGAAGAACAGUGGGGGAAAUGGAGACUCAGAAGAAGAGAUGCCAGCAGAAGUUAUUACUUCGGUCAUUAUGGGAUAUACAUGUUAUAGCUGGUCAUCCUUGCACGUGACAAAAAUGUAAAUCUGACAAUAAAACCAGAGUCCCUAUUUAUCCGAUUUUUAAAAAAAUGUUGCACUUACAGUUUCAUUACAAAAAGAUUAGGUCAUCAGAGGCAGUAACUAUCCAGAACUGGAAUACAUUUGAUUGCUAAUUGGUAAUAAAAGUUCAUCUUAUGGUAAAGAUUGUUCAGAGGGUA
Molecule: messenger RNA, 671 nt
Organism: Mustela lutreola (European mink)
Lineage: Eukaryota; Metazoa; Chordata; Mammalia; Carnivora; Mustelidae
Gene: IER3IP1
Product: immediate early response 3 interacting protein 1
Exons: 3
Coding region: 132-380 (82 amino acids)
Biological process (GO): endoplasmic reticulum to Golgi vesicle-mediated transport
Cellular component (GO): Golgi membrane; COPII-coated ER to Golgi transport vesicle; endoplasmic reticulum membrane
Source: RefSeq, a predicted model, not a curated record